This is a messenger RNA of Sus scrofa (pig), 6136 nucleotides long. RefSeq names its product ankyrin repeat domain 26 (gene ANKRD26). Gene Ontology annotation, molecular function: protein binding. Lineage: Eukaryota; Metazoa; Chordata; Mammalia; Artiodactyla; Suidae. The record is from RefSeq and is a predicted model, not a curated record.
GCGCAUGCGCACUGUGAUCAGCGGUAUUGCUUGGAUACGUUUCUUCUGAGCUCAAAGAUUCUUAACCGCGGAUCUUUGCGGCUGGCAUGUUGUGGCGAGACCCGGGCGGCUUAUCUAUAGCGUUCUAUGGCCAGGACGUAGCUCUCAGGACGUGGCGAAAAGCCGAGGGGGAGGUGAGGUGUGUCUGAAGCCCGUAUGCUCUAAGAUGAAGAAGAUUUUUGGCUUUGGGAGUAAGAAGGGCGAGUCGCCUUUGGGCUCCUCCACCAGUCCGGGGAGGGAGGGCAGAAAUAGAAGCAACUCGCAUCCCGGGUACCACAUCCGAGACAAGGAUCUGGGGAAGAUCCACAAGGCAGCCAGUGUUGGCAACGUAGCCAGGGUGCAGCAGAUUCUGUUGCUCAGAAAAAAUGGUUUGAACGACAGAGACAAGAUGAACAGGACUGCUCUCCAUUUGGCCUGUGCCAAUGGCCAUCCAGCAGUGGUAACUCUCCUGGUAGAGAGGAAAUGCCAGCUUAACCUCUGUGACAAUGAGAACAGGACAGCGCUGAUAAAGGCGGUCCAGUGCCAGGAGGAAGAAUGUGCAAGUAUCCUGCUGGAACAUGGUGCCGACCCAAAUCUUGCGGACCUCAGUGGCAACACUGCCCUCCACUAUGCUGCCUUUGGUCAGAAUAUCUCCAUCGCAGCAAAGCUGCUUUCAUACAAUGCCGAUAUUGAAGCAAGAAACAAGGAUGAUCUUACACCACUUUUACUUGCUGUCCGUGAAAACAAACAGCAAAUGGUGGACUUUUUAGCAGAGAAAGAAGCAAACACGCAUGUGGUUGAUAAGAUCAAAAGCAAUCGCCAACUUAUUUCUGAAUAUAAGGAAGAAAAGAGACCUAAAAGUCCUUCUCUAAAUAGCAACCUAGUAGUGGAUGAGAGUUCUGAAGAAGACUCUUUAAGCAGGCUUUCUGACAAACCUGGUGUUGAUGAUUCAUGGCCUACAUCAGAUGAAGACUUCGAUUUUGAUACCAAGCCUGUACUGAAACCAAGCUUAACAACGCUAAUGAGUGCUUCUCAGCUGCCCAAGAAAAUCACAGAAGCAAAAUGCGGCAUUGUGGGACCAGAAAAUAAUACCUUCUUUGAGGACAAUAAUUCUGCUAGUGAAAAUGAAGAUGUGGUUGAAACCUUUCCUAAACCAUCAAUCAACGUCCAGGACUUUUCUAAUUCUGCCUUUCCAUCACCUGAAUCUUUUCUAAAACCUUUCAAGUCUUUAACAGGCCUUGGUCUUACAAAGGAAGGAGAAACAAAGCCAGAAACUGGGAAAAAAGAAAAUAGUACUGAUGUUAUUGAAAGUGCCCCACAAGAGCCAACAACUCAUGACAAUUUGACUUCUGUUAAUGGAGCACGCAGAAAUAAUAGAAGUGAUAUGUUGUCAGCAUUGGGAUUAGAAGAGGACGAUAUAGAAUCACCUUGGGAUUCUGAGAGUAUCUCUGAGAGUCUUCCACAGAAGUUCGUUGAUCAUUUUUCUGGGGCUUCGGGUCAAAGAGGAAAAAAUCUAUUAGAUGGAGAAGUAGAAGAUGUGUUUUAUAUACCUUCUUGCAUGAGUGGAUCAAGAAACUUUAAGAGGGCUAAACUAGAGGAUCCAAGAAAUGGAGGCAUACCAGUAGCCCACAUGGAUUCUCCUGAAGAAUAUCCUCACUUGAAGCCUGCAGUUGGAGUGAAAGAGUCUGUUCCUAAUAAAACACUAGGAAUGAAGGAUUUACAAAAAUCCAGAUCAGAUUUCUUAGCAGAACCAGACUUAGAAAUGACAUUAGAGGAAGAGCAAGAAAGGCUUGAUGGAAAUGAAAAUAACCACUCACAGGUUGAGGAAGAAAAGAAGAAGCACAGAAACAGUGUAAUGGAAGUAUCAGAAAACAGACGUGAUGCUGCUGAGAGUGGAUUAAUUCAAAAGAGAGAGAACGGAAAAACUAAUAACCAGCAGUUUCCUACUAUGGAGAAUGACGUUUUUGAUAGCAGUCCUGGCAUAUACCUGAAGGACGUAAAGAAAAAUGAAAAUGAAAAAUGGACAUCAGAAACACUUGAGAUUACACCAGUAUUUGAGAAGGCUGAUUCACCGACUGGUGGUUUACUACACAUGAAUGAUGAUAGCAGCUUAAGUGAAAUAGAUCAGGAUGAUGGCAGGCCUGCAAAGAAAACAUCUAAUGAAGAGAACAAGGUCAAAGAGCAAAUUAAUUCUGUGGAUGACCUUGAUGACUUAACUCAGUCAUCUGAAACAGCUUCCGAGGGUUGUGAGUUGCUAUACUCCAAUUAUAAGAAUUCUAUGUUGCUUAUUGAACAACUUGGCAUGGAGUGUAAAGAUUCUGUUAGCUUAUUGAAAAUUCAGGAUGCAGUUCUUUCAUAUGAAAGAUUACUAGAACUUAAAAAAAGCCACUGUGAUGUACUUAAUGGAAAAAUUAAAAAAAUGGAAAAUAAAGUUAGUGGGCUGCAAAAGGAGCUAUCAGAAACAAAAGAAGUGAAAUCUCAGUUAGAGCAUCAAAAAGUGGAGUGGGAGCAAGAGCUCUGCAGUUUGAGAUUCACCUUAAAACAAGAAGAAGAGAAAAGAAGAAAUGCUGAUAUGUUAUAUGAAAAAAUUAGGGAGCAGUUAAGAAGAAAAGAAGAGCAAUAUGGUAAAGAAGUUGAAAUGAAACAGCAACUUGAACUCACCCUCAGAGCACUAGACAUGGAAUUGAGGACUGUGAAAAAUAAUCUGAACCAGGUUAUAGAAGAGCGAAAUGACAUUCAGAAGCAACUCUCUCGAAAACAAAAUGCUAGAAUUUUACAAGAUGGAAUCCUGACCAAUCACCUUUCCAAACAAAAGGAGAUAGAAAUGGCUAAUAAGGAAAUGAAUUCUGAGGUUUCUGAAUGUCGUGAAAAAGAAGAAAAUCUGUUGCGCAGAAACCACAUGUUGCAGGAUGAAAUUGCCCUGUUAAAACUGGAAAUAGACACAAUAAAAAAACAGAACCAGGAAAAGGAAAAUAAAUAUUUUGAAGACAUUGAAAUUGUAAAAGAAAAAAAUGAUGACCUUCAAAAGACAAUAAAACUUAAUGAGGAGACAUUAGCAAAAACUAUCUUGCAAUACAGUGGACAGCUUAAUGUUCUGACAGCUGAGAAUACAAUGCUGAAGUCUAAGCUGGAAAGUGAAAAACAAAAUAAAGACAGACUGGAAGCGGAAGUUGAAUCCUACCAUUCUAGACUGGCUGCUGCCAUACAGGAUCGUGAGCAAAGUCAGACGUCAAAAAGAGACCUGGAACUUGCCUUCCAGAGAGCAAAAGAUGAGUGGUUACGGCUACAGGACAAAAUGAAUUUUGAUGUGGCUAACCUGAAAGAUAACAACGAGAUGCUUUCUCAGCAGCUGUCUAAAACCGAAAGUAAAUUCAAUAGCCUGGAAACCGAGCUCCAUCACACGAAAGAUGCUCUCAGAGAAAAGGCUUUGGUGUUAGAACGCGUACAGAGAGACCUUAGCCAAGCGCAGGGUCAGAAGAAGGAAAUUGAACACAUGUAUCAGAGUGAACAAGGCAAAGUGAACAAAUACAUGGGCAAGCAGGAGUCCUUGGAGGAGAGAUUGUCCCAACUACAGAGUGAAAACCUGUUGCUACGACAGCAGCUGGAUGACGCGCAAAAUAAAGUGGACAGCAAAGAGAAGACGGUGAUUAAUAUCCAAGGCCAGUUUCAGGAUAUCGUGAAAAGACUUCAAGCUGAAAGUGAAAGACAAGGUCUGAUGCUGGAGGAAAGAAACAAGGAGUUAACCAAUGAAUGUAAUCAUCUGAAAGAGAGACUGUAUCAGUAUGAAAAUGAGAAAGCGGAAAGAGAAGCAGUUGUGAGACAACUUCAACAAGAACUGGCUGAUACCUUGAAAAAGCAGUCCAUGUCAGAGGCUUCACUGGAGGUGACCUCGCGUUACCGUGCCAACUUAGAAGAUGAGGCACAGGAUUUAAAGAAGAAAUUACGUCAAAUCACAAGUCAACUGCAAGAAGCUCAGGAUCGACAUACAGAGGCUGUGAAAUGUACUGAGAAGACACAGGAUCACGUGCAAAAGCUUGAAAUUGAAAAUGCCAAGUUAAAAGUUACAGUCAAAAAGCAAGUGGGCAAAAUUGAACAGCUUCAGAAAAACCUGUUAAGUACAGGCUCGUCUGAGGAUGAAAAGGAACAAUUAAAGAAACUUACUGAGUUAAAACAAUCUCUGGAAAGUAGUUUAGAUCAAGAAAUGAAGAAAAAUGAUGAAUUAGAGAAAGAGCUUACUGGAUUUAAGGAACUCUUAAAAAUGACAAGAAGGAAGUUAAAUGAAUAUGAAAAUGGAGAGUUUAAUUCCCCUGGCGAUUUAAAAACCAAUCAAAUUGAAAUGGAUAUUCAGAUUAAUCUGCUAAAACAUAAGAUUGAUGAUCUGACAGCAAAACUGGAAACUGCCUCUUCAAAAUGUCUACAUCUGGAUACCAAAAAUCAAGUUCUUCAACAGGAAUUAUUAUCUAUGAAAGUAAUGCAAAAGAAAUGUAAAAAACUAGAGAAGAAUAAAUCAAAGUUGGAACAAGAAGUAGUAAACCUCAAAAGUCACAUAGAAAUGAAUACGGUAGAACGCAGCCAAGUAGAGCAGUAUAAACGGGAGAUUGAAGAAAGAGCAAGACAGGAGUUAGUAGAAAAAUUAAAAGAAGUCAACUUAUUUCUGCAGGCACAAGCAGCAUCUCAAGAAAACUUAGAGCAGUUAUGGGAGAAUAAUUAUGCUUCAAUAAGAAGUCAGAUGGAACUUAGAAUUAAAGAUCUAGAAUCUGAACUCUCCAAAAUGAAAUCUUUUCAAGAAUAUUCUGAUAAAACAGAAUUGGAAAAAUAUAAGCAACUCUAUCUAGAAGAAGUAAAACUUGGAAAGUCGCUGGCAAAUAAACUAAACAAGACUAAUGAGAGGCUGGCCGAGAUCAGUGCCAAGCUUCUGGUGGAGAAAGAGCAGAACAGAUCGUUACUCCACACUCUUACUACAAGGCCAGUCCUGGAGCCGCCUUGUGCUAGAAAUCUUAAUAAUGGUUUAAUGUUCAAUAGGAAUCUUACUCCGAGAGAAAACUUAGUGAUUUCUACCUCAAGUCCACGCCCUUCAAAUGACAGCAUAGAGACUUACUUGACCAAGAUGCAGCAGGAGUUGCAAAAGAAUAUAAGUAGAGAACUAGCAGAAGCGGCUGCUGAAUUUGAAUCUGGAAUCUGUAGAACUUCUCCUCUAGGAUCUACUGAUGAUCUAGUUUUGAAAACAUCUCAAGAAUAUGUACAGAUUUUGAAGAAAAAUUAUAUGCUAUGAAAGAUAAAUAGUAAACAUUUAUCUACUGGACUGUUUACAUAACAUUUUAGUUGUUUUCCCUUAAUUAAGAUGUGAAAAUCUUUAUGAAAGGAAAAUAUUUUUGUAUCAUAUAUGUAAGAUGAGAAUUUAUAUAGUACUUUAAACCAUGUUUUCUGCAUCUGACUUACUUUUAAGCAGAUUUUGUGAAUAAAAACCAGCACUGUUGAGUUUUACAUAGUCCAACUCAGCCCGGACACCAGCAGUUUAAUCAGCCCCCAAACAAUCAAGGCUGUCAUUAAUAUUUAGCAGUGUUGAUUAGAUAGCUUUCUUAUAGUUUUCAGUUUUUAUCGCUAUGUAUAGACCUAAAAAUUUAGACAUUAUUUGAAUAUACUGCUCCUGUGGCUAUUGUCAAUGUUUUCCUGUAUUACAAUUGUUAUAGAGUCAUUAAAACUCACUCUAUAUAACUUUAAACACUGACACAUAGAUCUUUCCUCAUGGAGCAAUAAGAUUUGACUAAUGCUUUUUACCUUUUCUAUUUAUUUUUUUAAAUUUACUUUUUGGAAGCAGUUUUAAAAUUAGAAAAGUUCUGAGCACCUGACUCAAACAGACAUCAUCACAAAACUACCAUGUCUCCCAUAUAUUCCCCUAAGGUAUCGUUUAUCUUUCCCAAGAGUCAUUUGUUCUCCCAUAAGCACUUUCUCUCCCCCACUACCAAGAAGUCAUUUAUUUUUCCGAAAAUGCCUUUCUCAUACUCUUUGCCGCUUACUACAUAGUAUGUAAACCCCAGAUUCUAGCCAUUCCUUCAAAUCACAUUUCUUUGUGAACACCUACAUGAAGACAUACAUUAAAUGUUUUUUCGCAGGGUAA